AUGUGGAUUAAUUGUGGCAAACUGUCUGACUUUACUCAGGCCAGAUAUGUGGUCCGGCUGGAUACAGGCAAGAAACUUGUAUUGUUUCGCCUACCGACAAUUGACCAAUCUAAUCUGAAAGUCAACGAGACCAGCGAUGGCUGGUCCUACUACGCCAUGGAAGCGGAAUGCCCGCAUGCCGGCGGACCCAUGGCAGACUCCUCGGUCGAUAUUGAGGAUUCCGCAUAUGUCGUGUCUUGCCCGUGGCACGCCUACGAUUUCAACGUAGAGACCGGAGAGUCGAGCGUCGGCAUCAAAGCCUGUACUUUCCCGGUCGAUGUGCGGGGCGAGUUUGUUUCACUCGAUUUCCCGACCGAGGAGGGGUGCACUGUCUCGCUUGCCAGCGUCGACCCUGUCAGUGAAAAGGUCAAACUCAAGCAUCCGCGGCCUGUGGAGAAUCCUACCACUACGCCUAUUAGCCGCGAAGAACCCGGCACGGCGAAGUAUCUUAAUGACGACGCGACGCUAUGCGACUGGGCCGCUCACAUUUUGAAUACUGCUAAUCCCGAGCACAAGAUUGAACUGGCUACACAUCUUUUCUCCAUUUUCACAGCUAGAGAAGGCACAGACUCGCCCAUGCCACUGGGCAGAGGCACUGUUCUCCCGCCCGACCAGCCGCCGCGUGAGAAAAUGGAAACCGUGACCCCAGGGCAAAUGCCCAAAGCAGGACGGGGUGGCACCCUGAAGAGCCGGAUCGCCAUGCUGCACGCACUAGCCAACAUCGAGCUGUGGGCCAUCGAUCUAGCAAUCGAUAUCUGCAUUCGAUUCGCGACCUUUCAAACAGAAGGUACCUCGCAAGAGCUACCGCGCGCGUUCUUCCACGACUGGCUGAAGGUCGCAAGCGACGAGGCCAAGCACUUCUCUCUCCUCCGCACCCGACUAGAGGAAAUGGGCGCUGCUUUCGGCUCGCUGCCAGUCCAUCACAGUCUUUGGCAAUCGGCAACGGAAACAGCGUACGACCUGCGCGCCAGAAUCAGCAUUAUCGCACUGGUGCACGAGGCCCGCGGUCUGGACGUCAACCCCAUGACUAUUGCGAAGUUCCGCAAGGCCGGCGACGCAGAGAGCGUGGAGGCACUGGAGGUCAUUCACAACGAUGAGAUCACGCAUGUCACCACCGGACACCGGUGGCUGACGUGGAUCUGUGACCAAGAAGGAACGGACCCCGUUCAGGUCUUCCGGGCGAAUGUGAAGAAGCAUUUCAGCGGCCCGAUCCGGGGGCCGUUCAACGAGGAGGCUCGCCUGCAGGCGGGCAUGGAUAAGCGCUAUUACGAUAACCCCGGUGGCCCGAGCCCGGGGAUUAUGGCUUCAUGA
Molecule: messenger RNA, 1350 nt
Organism: Penicillium soppii
Lineage: Eukaryota; Fungi; Ascomycota; Eurotiomycetes; Eurotiales; Aspergillaceae
Product: Rieske [2Fe-2S] domain protein
Exons: 1
Coding region: 1-1350 (449 amino acids)
Molecular function (GO): 2 iron, 2 sulfur cluster binding
Source: RefSeq, a predicted model, not a curated record